AUGGCGUCCAAAAACAUCCAUCACGUCUAUCAAUCUGCUAACAACCUUCUAUUAAUUUAUGCUGUUCUUUCGGCAACAUUACAAUUAGCUUUCUUGAAAACUGCACCGUUAUUUCGACCUGAAGAUAUUUUAGAAGCAUCACAAUCGCACUGUCUUGUCUUGUUUCCAGAAGAGGCGCUAGCUGACGACCUCAGUAAAAAAUUAUUGCAUCUUUUGGCUGACGUGUCCUUCACGAACGAAUCGUCUGUCCUGCUUGGAAGUAUUAAGUUUCAUUAUUUUGUAUGGCCAAACGGAAAAGCUUUAGAAUUACCCAAUGAGAUAGAAAUCGAAAAUUCCAUUCUCAUAAUUAAACGUGCUCAACAAGAUAGAACUUGCUUACUGGUACCUAACUUAAAAACUGUAACACCCUCACCACUUUAUGUAACUUUUCGCUCAUCCAAUGGCUUAGUACCAGUUGAAACAGUUGUAACACAUAUUAAUGGCUACUGUCACACAUUUCGUACCAAAACAGGUGUUCUCAAUACUGCUGGCAUUCAUAGGGAACAUAUAUUGCAGAAUCUUUAUCAAACAUCUAAAACAGAACAACCUACAAGCUGCAUGAAACCGGAUAACAUAAAAAAUGAGCAAGAUUCAACGCAAUAUUAUUGUGAGCAGAAUACAGAUUUUAGAUCACAUCAAAAGUAUUUGAAAAAUAAAAGCAGAAAUACUUAUAAAGAAUGCGAAAGAAUUCCAGCACCUUCAUCAUUCCAAUUUUUUCAUGAGUAUGUCUCUCUCUCAAAGCCUGUGAUUAUCACUAAUGCUACAUAUCAUUGGAAGGCUUUUAAAAAAUGGACCAAUGACUUCUUGCGUCAAAAGUAUGGGGAUCGUCAAGUACAUAUUAAGAUGACCCCAGAUGGUAUUUAUGAAGGAGUUGAGCCUAUAACACUCUGGGAGGAUUAUAAAAGCCUGACCAUUCCAAAGUCUGUACAAGAAAAACUGCUAUUUUCCGACCUAGUUGUUGUUCGCCCUGCUAGCAUGGAAAUAAAAUUCUCAGAGUUUUUGGAUCUGAUGGAGAACAUAUCUGAAGGAAGGGUUAAAGACAUGUCAGCGUAUUUGGAAUAUUCAUCCAUCUCUGAUUAUUUUCCAGAACUUGCCGAAGAUAUAACAGAGAUGGAUUUCUUUUUAAAUGUCCUAGAACUGAAGCACUUAAACAUUUGGCUUAGUGAUGGGAAUACUCUGGGAAAGUUACAUUUCGACCCGUUCGAUAACUUUUUGUGUCAGAUCAGCGGAGAGAAACAUUUACUUCUUUAUGAACCCCAUGACAACACCAAGUUGUAUGAGGCUCACAUACAAGAAGCCAAACUAUCUUAUGAUGCAGCAACUCACACAUUCCAUCGCAAGACUUUAUUAGAGAGCACUUCAAUGGUUAUGUCCCCUGUGGACCCUGCUGAUCCUAACUUUGAGAGAUUCCCAAAAUUUGCCGAAGUAGAACCUCUAAGUUGUAAAAUACAAGCAGGAGAUGUUCUGUUUAUGCCAGCGUUUUGGUGGCAUGAAGUCCAGUCAAAGCCAAACACAACAGAACACAGAAACCUGGCUGUUAAUUUCUGGUAUGAACCUUUCUUGACUAAAGAGUUCCCAUGUCAAGAAUGCAAGCUGGAUAUGAACCCUAAGUAUUAUCACUUGUUAUAAAAAAAUCAUUUGCUCAAUCAGGAAGCUUACCAAUUUUUAUGAGAAAUAUCAAAACUUAUUUAUACCAGCUUUUAGUCCUGGUUGAUUUUGUUGUUGUUACUUUAAGCUUAGCGGCUGCUUUAUUCCAGUUAUUUACUUGUUCUGCUUUGUAUUCAAAGUGAUUCCCUGUUAUUUACAUUUUUUAAACAGUUUUAACCUUUUAACUUACAUUUUAUUUAUCUUAAAAAUGUUAUCUGUUUCAUUAUCUUCCUUAAAAUGAUAAUUUUUUAACAAAGAUUUUCUUGUGAUUAUUUACUCAUCGGAAAAAUGUUUUCAUUUUUUAUUUUUCUGAACAGGCUAUAGGUUUUUGUAAUAUGCUUUUGUUUUUAUGUAAAAAUAAGGAUUUCAAUUUAUUUAUAAUCUACUGAAAAAUGUUUUAUUUUUAAUUAUGUAAAUUAAUCAGAAUUAUGCACCAUUUUGUUGUCAAUUUAUUUGCAUUUUUGCCAAUAAAAAU
Messenger RNA from Physella acuta, 2161 nucleotides. RefSeq names its product jmjC domain-containing protein E. Lineage: Eukaryota; Metazoa; Mollusca; Gastropoda; Physidae. The record is from RefSeq and is a predicted model, not a curated record.